Argiope bruennichi is the source of this 2058-nucleotide messenger RNA. RefSeq names its product zinc finger protein 568-like. The transcript has 3 exons. Gene Ontology annotation, biological process: central nervous system development; regulation of transcription by RNA polymerase II. NCBI's taxonomy places the organism in Eukaryota, Metazoa, Arthropoda, Arachnida, Araneae, Araneidae. Bases 683 to 1732 code for a protein of 349 amino acids. Gene Ontology annotation, cellular component: nucleus. The record is from RefSeq and is a predicted model, not a curated record. Gene Ontology annotation, molecular function: RNA polymerase II cis-regulatory region sequence-specific DNA binding; DNA-binding transcription factor activity, RNA polymerase II-specific.
GCAGUCUUUCUUUUGACAAAUGUUAUAAGAUGGUGUUGGAAUUGAAGUUUUGUUUCCUAAUUUUGAAAUAACUUCUCGAAGUAGAUUGUGAAUAACUUUUCUUAACCUCGCUGGGGGCCAUGAUCACAUAUCGGUAAUCACUCUAUUCUCCCUUCACGGCCCACGGCUAGAUAUUUAUUUGGUUAUGGAAACAACCGAAACAGCAAAAAUAUUGCUUCUAAAUCUAAUCUCCGAUCUAAUUUUUUUUUGCAAAAGAUUUUUUAAGAAGCACAGUUUAAUAAGGCAUUUUCUAGCGCCCGUGAAAGAAAAGCCAAUCUAUGGAUUAUACAAUAUAAAAUAUUUUCUAAUCUAUACACUCAAAUUUGGAAUAUAUGCAAGCUUACGAAAAAAUUCUGGGAAAUGUGUAGCUAAGUCUUUUUUUCGAAGAAAUAAAUGAUGCCACAAAUCUUGGCGGAUAUUACCAUUUGUUUGUUAUGUGUUCAACAAAGGUUUCUCUCUUCCAGGAAAUUUAAAGACACAUUUAAGGACGCAUACGAAAGAGAAACCUUAUGUUUGUGACAUUUGCAAUAAAGCGUUUUCUCAAAAUGGAACAUUAAAGGUUCAUUUACGCACGCAUACGAGAGAGAAACCAUAUGUUUGUGACAUUUGCAAUAAAGCGUUUUCUGAGCCAAGCAAUUUAAAGAUGCAUAUAAGGACGCAUACGAAAGAGAAACCGUAUGUUUGUGAGAUUUGUAGUAAAGCUUUUUCUCAAAAAGGAAGUUUAAAGUGCCAUUUACGGACGCAUACAAAAGAGAAACCGUAUGUUUGUGAGAUUUGCAGUGAAGCUUUUUCUCAAAAUAGAACUUUAAAAGUUCAUUUACGCACGCAUACGAGAGAGAAACCAUAUGUUUGUGACAUUUGCAAUAAAGCGUUUUCUGAGCCAAGCAAUUUAAAGAUGCAUAUAAGGACGCAUACGAAAGAGAAACCGUAUGUUUGUGAGAUUUGCAGUGAAGCUUUUUCUCUAAAACAAACUUUAAGGAGACAUCUACUUACACAUACAAAAGAGAAACCGUAUGUUUGUGAGAUUUGCAGUAACGCUUUUUCUCAAAAAGGAAGUUUAAAGUGUCAUUUACGGACGCAUACGAAUGAGAAACCAUAUAUUUGUGAGAUAUGCAAUAAAGCAUUUUCUCGAAGAGGAAUUUUAAAUAUACACUUACGGACGCAUACAAAAGAGAAACCGUGUGUUUGUGAGAUUUGCAGUGAAGCUUUUUCUCAAAAAGGAAAUUUAAAUGACCAUUUACGGACGCAUACGAAUGAGAAACCAUAUAUUUGUGAGAUAUGCAAUAAAGCAUUUUCUCAAAAAGGAUGUUUAAUGACACAUUUAAGGACGCAUACGAAAGAGAAACCGUAUGUUUGUGAGAUUUGCAGUGAAGCUUUUUCUCUAAAAGAAAGUUUAAGGAGACAUCUACUUACGCAUACAAAAGAGAAACCGUAUGUUUGUGAGAUUUGCAGUGAAGCUUUUUCUCAAAAAGGAAAUUUAAAUGACCAUUUACGGACGCAUACGAAUGAGAAACCAUAUAUUUGUGAGAUAUGCAAUAAAGCGUUUUCUCGAAGAGGAUGUUUAAAGAGACAUUUAAGGACGCAUACGAAAGACAAACCGUAUAUUUGUGAGAUAUGUAGUAAAACGUUUUCUCGACGAGGAAAUUUAUUUCUACAUUUACGCACGCAUACAAAAGAGAAACUGCACAUUUGAAAUGUAAGCAAUAAAACAAUUUCUAGUGGAUGCUUUUAAAGGAAAUAUUUUCUUACGCAUACGAAACAGAAACCUCUGUGUGCAUUUAUUGCAAAAGGAAAUUUGCAGCCCCUUUUACCCAUCCAUUCUAAACAGUAACUACAUGUUCGUUGUGUUUGUAAUAAAGUAUUUUCUGGUCGAAACAUUGAAAGGAGAUAUUUAUUGAGGCAUGCAAAAUUAAAUCCACAUAUUUGUAAGAUGUGCAACAAAGCGUUUUCCUUGCGAGAAAAUAUGAAAUUGCGUUUAUGGGUUCAUAUGAAAUAAAAAUGUAAGCAAUAAAGCAUUUU